CCCCCUCCAGCUCCUCUCGGCUCUUUCCGGGGCGGGUUCGGGCCGUUCCGGCGGCGUUCGGGCCCUUUCCCAGGCUGCCGCUGGGCUGUGAGGCAGGAGCGGGCUGGAGCCGGGCGGCGGCGGAUGGGGCCGGCAGAGAGGCCCUGGGAAGGCAGACGUAGCACCCUACGCUGUUCUGGGCUGGAAGCCCACUGUGCUUUUGCCCCCGGGACUCCAGGAAACGUGCUUCUUUCUCGGUGAAGCAGACCCAGAUCUCCUGUUUCCUUGCUGCAUGCCCGCUCGCGAGUGCUGGAUUAUGUUUGUCUCCUUCUCCCUUUGCUCCAUCAUUUGGUUGAAUCGUGGUUUCAAGCUAAGGAAAAGGGGCUGCACUUAAGCACACCGGGACACCCGGCCCACGCUCCUGGGGUGCUGGUUCAUGCAAAGACAUUCAGAGUGCUGAUGGGGGAGACCUGCCUUUGAAAUCCCUCCUCUCCCACCUGCAACGUGCUGCCUCACCGUCCGGAGCCCUUCUCCUCGCAGCAGAGAGAAUGGGCAGCACCGAUGGGUUCCAGUACCGUGCGCUCUACCCCUACCGCAAGGAGCGUGAGGAGGACAUUGAUCUGCUGCCUGGGGACAUCCUGGUGGUGAGCAAGGGGGCCCUGCAAGCCUUGGGCUUCAAGGACGGCGAUGAGCAGACCCCCAAUCAGAUCGGAUGGAUCCUGGGUGUCAACGAGAGGACCAAGCAGAAGGGCGACUUCCCGGGCACGUACGUGGAGUACGUGGGGCCGGUGAAGAUCUCGGUGCCCUCGCACCGGCCCCGGGUGCAGAGGCCUCUGCCUGCCACACCGGGCGCCAGUGGCUGCCGCCUCCCCGAUGCUCUGGAGCAAGGGUCUCCUCUCCUGGAGCUGCAGGAGCAGUUCAGCCCUCCCGAGCUCGCACCGCCGCUGCUGGUGAAGCUGGUGGAAGCUAUUGAGAAGAAAGGGAUAGACAGCGAGAUGCUGUACAGGACAUCUGGCUCCGAACUGAGGCAAGCGCUGAGAACCGAUUGGACCCUGGGGGACCUGGAGCCCUUGGAUGUGCACUCCCUGUGCGAGGCGCUGCGGGGGUACCUGCAGGACCUGCCCUCCCCUGUGGUGCCGGUGGCCGUGCAUGGAGACAUCCUGCGCAUCCUGCAGGAGGUUCCCCAGGCGGAGAAUUGCCGGAAGCAGCUGCUCCUGGCCCUGGAGUCGCCUGCGGUCCCGCUCCAGAACACGCUCACCCUGCAGUUCCUGCUCCGGCAUCUGGGGAAGGUGUCGCAGCAGGCCGAGAGCAACGGCCUCCACCCGAGGGCCCUGGGAGAGAUCUUCGGGCCCCUUCUCCUCCGGCUGCCUGGCGCCAGCCCAGAGCUGAGCCCUGACUUCUCCGUCCUGUUUUUGGAGAUGCUUCUGCAGACGAAGGAGCUGGAACCAGAACAGUUGCCUCCAGCCUUGCCUCCAAAACCCCCUAAGCCAAAGCCCAGCGCAGCCAGCUUGGCCAACGGGAACAGCGUGUCCUUGCAGGAUGCUGAGUGGUACUGGGGUGACAUUUCACGGGAGGAGGUGAAUGAGAAGCUACGGGACACACCGGAUGGUACCUUCUUGGUGCGUGAUGCCUCCAGCAAGAUCCAGGGGGAAUACACCCUCACGCUCAGGAAGGGAGGCAAUAACAAGCUGAUCAAGAUCUUCCACCGGGAAGGGAAGUACGGCUUCUCAGAGCCCCUGACCUUCGGUUCGGUGGUGGAGCUCAUCACCCAUUACCGGCACGAGUCACUCGCCCAGUACAACGCCAAGCUGGACACCAGGCUGCUCUACCCCAUCUCCAAGUACCAGCAGGACCAAGUGGUGAAGGAGGACAGCGUGGAAGCCGUCGGGGAGCAGCUGAAGGUCUAUCACCAGCAGUACCAGGACAAGAGCUGGGAGUACGACCUGCUGUAUGAGGAGUACACACGCACGUCCCAGGAGCUGCAGAUGAAGAGGACUGCAAUCGAGGCCUUCAAUGAGACCAUCAAGAUCUUUGAGGAGCAGUGUCAGACGCAGGAGAAAUGCAGCAAGGAAUACAUCGAGCGCUUCCGACGGGAGGGCAAUGAGAAGGAGGUGCAACGGAUCCUCAUGAACUCGGAGAAACUCAAGUCCCGCAUCACGGAAAUCCAUGACAGCAAGAUGAAGCUGGAGCAGGACCUGAAGAAACAAGCCUCGGAGAACCGGGAGAUCGACAAGCGCAUGAACAGCCUCAAGCCAGACCUCAUGCAGCUGCGCAAACUGCGGGACCAGUACUUGGUGUGGCUGACGCAGAAGGGUGCCCGGCAGAAGAAAAUCAACGAGUGGCUGGGUAUCAAGAACGAGACGGAGGACCAGUACUCCAUGAUGGAUGAUGAGGAGGAGCUGCCCCACCACGAGGAGCGAACGUGGUACGUGGGGAAGAUCAACCGCUUGCAGGCAGAAGAGAUGCUUUGUGGCAAGCGGGACGGCACCUUCCUGAUCCGCGAGAGCAGCCAGAAGGGAUGCUACGCCUGCUCCGUGGUGGUGGACGGUGACACCAAACACUGUGUGAUCUACAAAACAGCCACAGGCUACGGGUUCGCUGAACCCUACAACCUCUACGCCUCCCUCAAGGACCUGGUCUUGCACUACAAGCACACGUCCCUGGUGCAGCACAAUGACUCCCUGAAUGUCACGCUGGCUCACCCUGUCCUUUCCCAGCCACCAGCCAGAUGAGCAGCCCAUGCACAACCUAACAGCUGCCUUCAGCUUCUCCCCAGGGCGCUGCUUUCUGGCUCUGGACUCUUUGCACCCUGUAUAGUUGAGUCUUUGUGCUCCUGCCCCUCCA
Molecule: messenger RNA, 2823 nt
Organism: Neopsephotus bourkii (Bourke's parrot)
Lineage: Eukaryota; Metazoa; Chordata; Aves; Psittaciformes; Psittacidae
Gene: PIK3R2
Product: phosphoinositide-3-kinase regulatory subunit 2
Exons: 16
Coding region: 528-2711 (727 amino acids)
Biological process (GO): insulin receptor signaling pathway; phosphatidylinositol phosphate biosynthetic process
Cellular component (GO): phosphatidylinositol 3-kinase complex
Molecular function (GO): protein binding; 1-phosphatidylinositol-3-kinase regulator activity
Source: RefSeq, a predicted model, not a curated record